UCCACUAAGCUGUCAGGCGACAGUCAGUUACCUGAGUUCGGCUUGUGGUGGAGAAGGACCGCAGCAAGCAGAAACAAGGUUGUUGGAAACCACCAAAGUCAUGUCAGAGUUGAGUGGAAAGGUCCUGACCGUCCUGGGUCUGGUGGAUCCGGAGCAGCUGGGCCGCACCAUGACCCACGAACACCUGACCAUGAGCUUCGAGUGCUGCUACUUCCCUCCUCCUGCAGGCGACGAGUCCGUGGCAGAGAAGCCGUUCCAGAUGCAGCACAUGCACUGGCUAAGGCAGAACCCCUACAGCAGCCACGAGAACCUGCUGCUGCAGCAAGAGACCGGCGCCGUGCGGGACGAGCUGCUGACCUACAGGAAGGCCGGCGGGGGCACGAUAGUGGAGAACACCACCACGGGCAUCGACCGGGACCUGCCCACCCUCAAGCGGCUAGCCAAGGAAACUGGGGUUCACAUCAUUGCAGGAGCAGGGUACUAUGUGGACUGCACCCACACUGAGGCCACUAAGAGGAUGAGCGUGGAGAAGCUCACAGACAUCAUCGUCAGCGAGGUGCUUCACGGAGCAGACGCCACAGACAUCCGAUGUGGCGUGAUCGGAGAGAUCGGCACCUGCUGGCCCAUCACGGAGAGCGAGAGGAAGGUGCUGAGGGCCACAGCUCAUGCCCAGACCCAGCUCGGCUGCCCCGUCAUCAUCCAUCCCGGCAGGAAUCCCGCAGCUCCGGCUGAAGUCGUCCGGAUUCUUCAGGAGGCAGGUGGUGACAUCAGCAAAACUGUCAUGUCGCACCUGGACAGGACUAUAUUCGAUGAUGGCGAGCUGCUUGAGUUUGCAAAGCUGGGAAGUUAUCUGGAGUACGAUCUGUUUGGAGUAGAGAUGCUGCACUACCCGUAUAACCUGGAUGUGGACAUGCCCAGUGACAGCCAGAGAGUGAAGAUCUUGGCGUUUCUGGUGAAGGAGGGCUACGAGGACAAGAUAGUCGUCGCACACGACAUCCACACCAAGAAUCGUCUCACCAAGUAUGGCGGCCACGGCUACUCUCACAUCCUGAAGAACAUUGUGCCGAAGAUGCUGAUGAGAGGCAUCUCACAGCACCAGGUGGAUAAGAUCCUCAUCGACAACCCAAAACGCUGGCUGACCUUCAAGUAAAGCAGAAAGAGAGACCCAGAGGAAGCAUUUUGAUGAAUCAAUUAGAUGAUGAUGAACGCCCCACAAUGAAAGCUUUUGAGCUUUUUGCAAUAAUCACAGUCCAAGCUCAUUUAUAAACAUGCUUUUGGACGCUCAAACCAAUUAUUAUUAUCUUAGUAUUUGUGCAUCAAUUAACUGAAAAUUUCCGCAAAAUGUUUUGCAACUUUGUCUUUCCAAUGGAAAAAUAAUUACAGCUGUUGUUUUCAUCCAGCUGAAAGUUUUUAACAGAGGCCCUCAUUAAUUAAAACUUGAUUUUAUAUUUGUGAUUAUACAUUAUUCACUUUGUAAGCAAAUAAUACGAAGGAGCCUGGCAGGAUCAUGGCGCCUCUCAUUAG
This is a messenger RNA of Centropristis striata (black sea bass), 1524 nucleotides long. It is a transcript of the gene pter, whose product is annotated as phosphotriesterase related. Gene Ontology annotation, biological process: catabolic process. Gene Ontology annotation, molecular function: zinc ion binding. Bases 101 to 1150 code for a protein of 349 amino acids. The record is from RefSeq and is a predicted model, not a curated record. The transcript has 5 exons. NCBI's taxonomy places the organism in Eukaryota, Metazoa, Chordata, Actinopteri, Perciformes, Serranidae.